Molecule: messenger RNA, 396 nt
Organism: Alternaria arbusti
Lineage: Eukaryota; Fungi; Ascomycota; Dothideomycetes; Pleosporales; Pleosporaceae
Exons: 1
Coding region: 1-396 (131 amino acids)
Biological process (GO): mRNA splicing, via spliceosome
Cellular component (GO): U2 snRNP; precatalytic spliceosome
Source: RefSeq, a predicted model, not a curated record
AUGACUAAGCCCAGGUUCCGCAGCACCUCCGCGGUCGCGACUUGCCCAACUUUUGCCUACCAAGCCCAACACCAACCCAGUCGCACAUCUCCAAACAACCGACCGAACUCCGUACAUAUCGCGAUCAUGGCUGACAAACUGCGCGCGCAGCAACAACUCGAGGCUCUCCAGGCCCGCUACAUCGGUAUCGGAAGCGCAGACACUACCAAGCACGAAUGGACAUCCAACAUCGCGCGCGACUCGCUCUCGAGCUACGUCGGCCACCCGCCUCUUCUACAGUACAUGAGCAUCGGACUGGGACAGCCGCGCGAAAAGACUAGACUGCAGUUACUAGAGCGCAUGGUCAGGCCUGUCGGGCCUCCGCCUGAGGUGAGUAAUGGAAAUGUUGAGUUUUAG